AUGCGGAGAUAUUUUCCUGCAUUAACUUGUAUCGGCCAGGUAGGAUAUUCAAACAGAGGUCACACAAGAGAUGAGAACGCGAACAACGCGUCGCAUCUAAUGGUUUUGUAUUGUGAAGCGUUCAAUUUGAUCCCGAAACGAUCGAGAAGAAAAGAGGACUAUGAAUCCUUUACACAAGCUGUGAGGGCCGGCGAGCGCGCGCGAGAUGACGCGAUAGCGGGAAUACGACACGACCACGACCACGACCACUAUCUGCUAUCUGACGCGCAGCUCACGUCUUUUUGUGGCUCAGUGCAGGGCGCCCCUUGUUGCGUGGUGCGCACUGUGUACUGUGCAAGCAAAGCGCUGUGUCACUGCGACUUAGUUAUUGUUGUAUUAUUAUCAGAAGAUAGAUUCAAGAGAUCGCUGAUAAUUGCUAAU
Molecule: messenger RNA, 420 nt
Organism: Brenthis ino (lesser marbled fritillary)
Lineage: Eukaryota; Metazoa; Arthropoda; Insecta; Lepidoptera; Nymphalidae
Source: the annotation of a GenBank genome assembly